AUGAUGUUGCAGAUGACGUUAAGAACAUUAAUCUAUGGUGCUAGACAAAUUGUGACGGUAACACGUAAUAAUGAUGAAAAAUUCUUGUGUGGUAAAGAUAUGCAAGCUAUUGGCAUAAUUAAGUCGGAUACAGUUGGUUUGAGUUUAAUGAUUGAAAAUGAAAAUAUUAUAGCAAUUGGUACUGAUGAUGAUAUUGCUCGACAAUUUGAAGGGAUAGAAGUAGAUAAAAAGAUUGAUGCAUCUGGAUGUUGUAUUCUACCAGGUUUCGUUGAUGCUCAUACGCAUCCUAUUUGGGCAGGUGAUCGAGUUCAUGAAUAUGCAAAAAAAUUAGCAGGCGCUACUUAUAUGGAAAUUAUGCGCGAAGGUGGUGGUAUUGGUUUUACGGUUGAAAAAACGAAGUUAGCUACGGACAAAGAACUUCUUGUUUCGUUAGUUGCUCGAUUGAAACGUAUGCUUCAAGCUGGCACGACUCAUGUUGAAUGUAAAACAGGCUAUGGACUUGAAUGGCCCGAUGAAUUACGUUUAUUGAAACUUCUUGAACAAGCUCGUUCACAUGUAUCUAUUGGUAUAUCGAUAACUUAUUGUGCAGCACAUGCAAUUCCUAAAAAUAGAACAGCUGAAGAAAUGACUGAAGAUAUUGUAAAUAAACAAAUAAAAGCAUUGAAAAAAUUCAUAGAUAGCAAAGAAAUAAAUGUUAAUGAUAUUGAUGUCUUUUGUGAGAAAGGUGUUUAUGAUAUUGAGCAAAGUCGUCGAAUACUUCUUGCCGGUAAAGAAAUUGGGCUUGGGAUCAAUUUUCAUGGUGAUGAACUGAAUUACACAGGUUCAGCUGAAAUGGGAGCUGACAUUGGUGCACGAGCUAUUAGUCAUUUAGAAUGCAUUUCUGAUGACGGUAUUCGUGCUAUGGCUAGUGCAAAAACUUUUGCAGUUAUUCUACCUCAUACAGGAUAUCUCUUGAGAAUUGAAAUGCCACCUGUACGACGGAUGAUUGAUGCUGGUGUUCCGGUGGCUCUAGGAACCGAUGCAAAUCCAAAUGCUUUUUCAUCAGCUAUGUCGAUAUCAAUGAAUUUGGCUUGUGUUUUAUGUCAUAUGAGUUUAGAAGAAGCAUUAGUAGCUGCAACAAUCAAUAGUGCUGCAGCAUUAGGAAUCUCAGACAAAUAUGGAUCACUUGAAGUUGGAAAAAAAGCGGAUUUAAUCAUAUGUCGAUGUCCAUCGUGGGAACAUAUUAUCUAUCAGUUUGGUGAUCAUGCUCAUCUAAUUCAAUAUGUACUCAAACAUGGUGCAAUUGUAUAUGCAAAAGCUAAAUAA
Molecule: messenger RNA, 1305 nt
Organism: Rotaria socialis
Lineage: Eukaryota; Metazoa; Rotifera; Eurotatoria; Philodinida; Philodinidae
Source: the annotation of a GenBank genome assembly